UGUAACAUGGCGGCCAGUCGUCGAACCCUGGUUCACAAUGACAUUUCUCAGUCGCAUUCUGACCCAGGGAGAGAAUUAUUUGAGGCCUGUAGGAAUGGAGACCUCAAUAAAGUGAAAAAGCUAGUUACUACACAUAAUGUAAACGCAAAAGAUACUGCGGGUAGGAAGUCCUCGCCGCUUCAUUUUGCUGCUGGUUUUGGAAGAAAAGAUGUUGUGGAACAUCUCCUCCAAUGUGGUGCUAAUGUCCAUGCGAGGGAUGAUGGAGGUUUAAUCCCGCUUCACAAUGCAUGUUCGUUCGGGCAUGCUGAGGUAGUGCAGUUGUUGCUACGCCAUGGUGCUGAUGCCAAUGCCAGGGAUAACUGGAACUACACCCCUCUCCAUGAAGCGGCCAUCAAGGGCAAAAUAGACGUCUGCAUUGUUCUACUCCAACAUGGUGCUGACCCUAACAUCAGGAACACAGACGGAAAAACUGCACUUGACCUAGCUGACCCAUCGGCUAAGGCUGUUCUCACUGGUGAAUAUAAGAAAGAUGAGUUGCUAGAAGCCUCGAGGAGUGGCAAUGAAGAAAAGAUGAUGACGUUACUUACACCACUUAAUGUCAACUGUCAUGCGAGUGAUGGGAGAAAGUCGACGCCCUUACACCUAUCCGCAGGAUACAAUCGCACCAAAAUCGUACAACUUUUGCUACAGCAUGGAGCUGAUGUACAUGCCAAGGACAAAGGAGGUCUUGUGCCCUUACACAAUGCUUGCUCCUAUGGACAUUUCGAAGUAACAGAGCUCUUGCUCAAGCACGGUGCCAGCGUCAAUGCCAUGGACCUGUGGCAGUUUACACCAUUGCAUGAAGCAGCCUCCAAGUCCCGCAUUGAAGUUUGCUCUCUCCUACUGGCGCAUGGCGCUGACCCGACCCUCGCCAAUUGCCAUUCUAAAAGUGCUAUCGAUGUGACACCGACGAGGGAACUACAGGAAAGACUACAGUAUGAGUACAAGGGCCACUGUCUUCUUGAGGGGGCAAGACAAGCUGAUCUCGCCAGGCUGAAGAAGCAUCUGUCGUCUGACAUGGUCAACUUCAAACAUCCACUCAAUGGUGACAGUCCACUGCACUGUGCGGUAGCGUCUCCAUUCCCCAAAAGGAAGCAAGUGGCUGAAGCGUUGAUCCGGAAGGGGGCCAACCUGAAUGACAAGAACAAGGAAUUUUUGACACCACUUCAUGUUGCCGCCGACAAAUCCCAUUAUGACGUGAUGGAUGUAUUGCUCAAACAUGGAGUAAAAGUGAAUUCCCUGGAUGGCCUUGGACAGACUGCUCUACACCGCUGUGCUCAACAAGGCAACGUGCAAGCGUGUCGUCUCCUCAUCACCCACGGCAUAGAUACAACCAUCGUCUCUCUCCAAGGAUACACGGCCGCCCAGCUUGCGACGGAUAAUGUCCAAAAGGUGUUGAGGGAGGACCCACCUACUGGUGGCACUGAUGUUGACAUACAGCUUCUGGAAGCAGCCAAGGCAGGCGAUUUGGAAGUCGUGAAGAAACUUAUUUCCUCGCAUCCUGAAGCUGUUAAUUGCCGUGAUCUUGACGGGCGACACUCAACGCCAUUACACUUUGCUGCCGGGUACAACCGAGUGGCAGUUGUUGAGUAUCUCCUGCAGCAUGGAGCAGACGUCCAUGCAAAAGACAAGGGUGGCUUAGUACCGCUGCACAAUGCAUGCUCGUAUGGGCAUAGCCAUGUGGCAGAGUUACUGGUGAAGCACGGUGCCUGUGUCAACGUUGCCGACCUCUGGAAGUUCACACCACUCCAUGAGGCUGCAGCCAAAGGCAAAUUUGAGAUAUGCAAACUCCUCUUGAAGCAUGGCGCUGACCCACACAAGAAGAACCGUGAUGGAAACACGCCGCUGGACUUGGUGAAAGAGGGCGACACUGAUGUCCAGGACCUCCUCCGGGGUGAUGCCGCCUUACUUGAGGCAGCAAAGAAGGGCAAUCUUGCUCGUGUCCAGAAACUUGCUACAACUGAGAAUAUCAACUGUCGCGAUUCUCAAGGAAGGAAUUCGACACCUUUACAUUUAGCAGCUGGCUACAAUAAUGUGGAAGUGGCCGAGUUCCUUUUGGAGAAUGGUGCAGACGUGAAUGCACAAGACAAGGGCGGCUUAAUCCCACUGCACAAUGCGUCAUCAUAUGGGCAUGUGGACAUAGCUGCGUUACUGAUCAAGUUUAACACGUGUGUGAAUGCCGUGGAUCGCUGGGGCUUUACGCCGCUUCAUGAGGCCGCCCAGAAAGGACGCACACAGCUCUGUGCUCUAUUACUUGCCCACGGUGCCGACCCAACCAUGAAGAAUCAGGAAGGCCAGACUCCACUCGAUCUUGCACAGGCCGAGGAUGUUCGUGCUCUGCUUACAGAUGCCAUGCCACCUCAUCUCCUUGCUGCUGCAGCUGCUUCCUCAACGUCGAAUCUCUCAUCUAGCAACGCUUCGUCGAACAGUAGUCUUGCAACCAACUUAGACGCUCCGGGUGCAGUAGGAGGCAUGGGUAUCAGCCAGGCAGGCGACGGCUGCAUUGACCGAGGUGGAUGCGAGGGCGAGCGGACGUCUAUAGAAAAUCUCAGCAUCAGUUCGUUCUUGAGCAGUUUGAGCUUAGAUCAGUUGAGGGAAAUCUUCGAGAAGGAACAAAUCACCAUGGAUAUUCUGAUCGAGAUGGGCCAUGAUGAGCUGAAGGACAUCGGGAUCAAUGCCUAUGGUCACCGGCAUAAGAUACUUAAGGCCGUCGAGAAGCUGAUGACAUCACAUGGUGGUCCAUCAUUCUUCUACGCCCAGCCAGGCCAGGGUACACUCCUUUUAGAUUUGGCUCACGAAGAUCAAGAAUAUAUCACAGUAGAAGAACAGAUGCAGAGCUCUAUAAGAGAACAUAAAGACUGCGCUGGUGGUAUCUUCAAUCGUUACAACAUUAUCAAAAUCCAGAAAGUCCGUAACAAACGGUUGUGGGAACGCUAUGGCCACCGUCGUAAGGAAGUGGGUGAAGAAAACCACAGCCAUGACAAUGAGCGCUUUCUGUUUCACGGAUCACCGUUUAUUAAUGCGAUCGUUCAUAAGGGCUUUGACGAGAGACACGCCUACAUUGGUGGAAUGUUUGGAGCUGGAAUCUACUUCGCCGAGAACUCAAGUAAGAGUAACCAGUACGUGUAUGGAAUAGGAGGUGGUACGGGAUGCCCGGUGCAUAAAGAUAGAUCGUGCUACAUUUGCCACAGACAACUAGUGAUGUGUCGUGUGACUUUGGGCAAGUCAUUUUUACAGUUCAGUGCUAUGAAGAUGGCCCACUCUCCACCGGGACAUCACUCUGUGAUUGGUCGGCCUAGUGUCGGAGGGUUAACGUUUGCCGAAUAUGUGAUCUAUAGAGGGGAACAGGCGUAUCCUGAGUACCUUAUAACCUACCAAAUCGUAAAACCGGAAGAGGGCCAGGACGGAGCCAAGAGCACGUAACUAAGUUGCGAUUCGUCACGGAGAGAAGACAUCACACGAUACACGAGACUUUGUUCGCACAUUCACCAGGUGGUGACCAUCGGUUACGUCAAGAACGCCAGCAGGGAACUACAACUUAGGGGCUAUAGCAAAAUUAAAGUGAAGCCAAAAGAAAUGAAAAAUUUUCAUUUGGGGAGGGGGUCAGGGGGUUAUUACGUUAUUUUUCCAAAAAGAGCCUCAACCCCCCCAAAUUUCUUUAGGAGUACAUAUUUAUGACCUUUCCUAAAGCUUUUUCUGGCCCUCAAAAUGCCCAAAUCUGCUCCUAAAUGCCCGGUAGCCUCCUACUUGUCCUUGGUAGCCUGUUACUACCAGAACGUUUUAACCACUUGUUCUCAAGCAGAUUAGGAUCCAGCCUUGAAGUAUGUCCCAAAGUGCCUAAAGUCAAAGGAGGUGCAGCACAAGGAUAUGAAAGUGAAGCCAAAAAUCAUAAUUACUUGGUUUCUGAGGGGGAGGGGGUUGGAGGAGAAACUAAAAUAUUUCGUUUCUAUUGGCUUCACUUUAAUUUUGAUACAGCCCCUUAGGAAUGUAGGCAAUGUAUUACAAAGCUACUCUAUUGAAGAGACAUAGGACUUUUUGCUGCCUCCAAUCAUAAUACUUAUUCAUCUGUGAAAAUUUCAUGACUAUGUCUCUUGAAGAAAGGGAUCAAAUCCACCGAGAAAGAAAUUCCAUUUGUAAAAAUAAUGUGUAGAGGAAUUUUGCGGCCGUGGCGGAGUCUCACGAUGAUCAAAGCUGGUCUGACAUAACCGAUGUAAACCUGCACUAGGACAUGGCGUUAUUUUUUGUGGCGUAAGAAUACAGAAAUGAGGAAUCGAAAAAGGGGGUGCUGUGAACUUUUGUUCUGUCUCGGGACAAGUACAGGCAUGUUCUGUACAAGAAAAAAGACUACAGAUGAUGUAAAACAAUGAUGUUACAUCAUUUUGUUACUAGUGAGAAUUUUGUGGGACCAUUGGAAUUUUGGAGUUCUUUGGAAUUCUUGAAGAAAGAAUCAAUUUUUGGAUCUUUUUGUAUAAAUCGUGGGUCAUUUUAUUUGCGUGUGUUGGUGUGAACUGUGUUGGGGAGAUGUUUUGUUUACUUUGGAGGACAUUGUAAUUGUGUUCAGUAGUACAGUAAAUCCGUUGGGUCAUGGGAAGUGCAGUGGCUCAGUGGAGUAGUACAGUAAAUCCCUUGGGUCAUGGGAAGUGCAGUGGCUCAGUGGAGUAGUACAGUAAAUUCCUUUUGGUCAUGGGAAGUGCAGUGGCUCAUUGGAGUAGUACAGUAAAUCCCUUGGGUCAUGGGAAGUGCAGUGGCUCAGUGGAGUAGUACAGUAAAUCCUUUGGGUCAUGGGAAGUGCAGUGGCUCAGUGGAGUAGUACAGUAAAUCCCUUGGGUCAUGGGAAGCGCAGUGGCUCAGUGGAGUAGUACAGUAAAUCCUUUGGGUCAUGGGAAGUGCGGUGGCUCAGUGGAGUAGUACAGUAAAUCCCUUGGGUCAUGGGAAGUGCAGUGGCUCAGUGGAGUAGUACAGUAAAUCCCUUUGGUCAUGGGAAGUGCAGUGGCUCAGUGGAGCAGUACAGUAAAUCCCUUGGGUCAUGGGAAGUGUGGUGGAGUAGUGCAGUAAAUCCCAGCAAUUGCCACAUGGUAUUUUACUGGCUUGAAAUGGCCAGGUGUGCAGUACAUGUACAAGCAGUGUACAUUUGGGUAAAUGGGGAAAAAAUUAUUUGAAUUGGUUUUAACAUGAUCAAUGGCUUAUUUUGUUUGCACAGUGCAUAAAAUGCACUUGGGAAAAAUACGAUGUAAUAAUUUUAUUUAUUGUAAAUUUUGUUUGUAUACAUAACCCUGUAAGCAGACAAAGCCAUCAUCUAGCGAUUUGAAUCCGGAAGUACUGGUAUGCUGACAUCACUGUGUUCCCAAAUAAUUGAUCUGUCUGCUGCCGCCAUGAGGCUUUCUGAGAUGACCCAUGUCCAAAGAGUCUGUCAGAGUCUGUGUCUGGUUGGUCGUUAUUAUUAGGUACACUCAGUAUGUGCAGGCUGCCAGACCAAGAGAUUUUGCUAGUGUUAGAUAUUUUUAAGAUACUGCCUUUAUAGCCAUCCAUUACACCCUGGAGAAUGAGUUCCCCAGAUUGCCGAGCAUCUUAUGAGCCUUCCAACUUUCCGAGCAGACUGCCCUGCAUAGUGCUUCUUGAGGCCUGGGAGAAUGGCUGCCUCACAAGAAAAACAUCCAAAAUGUGCACUCCUUGGUAAUUGAAGAAAAAAAAACUGUUUCCAUCUGGUGACAUGGACAAUAUGUCAUCAUAUGCACUAAAUUUCGAGGUAAAUAAACCGGGUUACUCUGUGGUGCAUGCACAAAAUCAAUCCAUGCAUAAUUCACAGUUCGUUCGCUUUCCAUAGGACAAACCAGCAGUGCAUUUUUCUCUAUAUUUGAUGCAAAUCAUGCUUUAAGAACCUUAUUACCAGAUAAACACAACAAUAUUUCAUUGAAAGACCAAACAACACAUUUUUUCUAACUUGAUUAAAAAAUAAAUUGACCUUUCCCAGGACAGGCAAGCUCGGCAAACGGGAAGGCCUGAUGAGAUGCUCGGCAGUGUGGGGAAUUGAUUCUCCAGGAUGGAUUAAUUGCUGGGCUUAUGAUCAGCUUCUUGUAUGACUGAUCACUUGUGACUGUGAAGUGCCAGUGGUGCUUAUUUUGGCUCCAGCAUACAUGUAUAUCGGCUUCUCUGUGUCCUAAUUAGUGGUUUUGCAUGGCUUUAAAAUACACUAGCUGGAGCAUACCCAUGAUGUGCAGACGGUCAAUAGCGUUUACCAGACCAAUGGGAUUUGUAGAAAUUCAUGAAAUUGAAUUGGCAACCACAAUCUUGAUGUAAUUUUCACAAUUCAGGGUUGGAAUAAAAGAAAAUUGGUGAGGGGCAUAGUGAAAUUGUGGGACACCCUUGUAUAUUGUUUCUGUACACUUUUGGCAAUUCUUUUUAGAGCCUAAUGAUUUUUAAUGAAAUGCUGGAUUUCUGGGUAGGUCAUUCUGAUGUAAUACAGCGGACGAAAUUUCAAAUUUGGUAUUUUGGCUCCGAAGGGUUAGACAGUCUGCAAAUCUUUGUACCAGUGCUGCUAUAACAAUUGUUGUAAAUAAAUGUAUCUCUUAACCUAGAUAUUAGAAAUGGAUGGUUAACAUAUGAAUAAACCAUUUCAGUGAUGUAAA
Messenger RNA from Lineus longissimus, 6665 nucleotides. RefSeq names its product poly [ADP-ribose] polymerase tankyrase-1-like. Gene Ontology annotation, molecular function: NAD+ poly-ADP-ribosyltransferase activity; protein binding. NCBI's taxonomy places the organism in Eukaryota, Metazoa, Nemertea, Pilidiophora, Heteronemertea, Lineidae. The transcript has 24 exons. The coding region runs from base 7 to 3462 and encodes 1151 amino acids. The record is from RefSeq and is a predicted model, not a curated record.